GGUGCCGCAUCCCUUUGGUAGAUUUCGGCGCCGAGUGAAAUACAGUGGACAUGUUUGAAUCGGGCAGUGAACCGUUAUCGCCUACGUCUUCGUCGGAUUACGAGCAGUACACGGCCUCAUCAAAGUUGAUGGAUUUGACGAACGCGGGUGAUAAAUAUUUGCAAACGAUCGGAUCUCAAGCCGGCGAUCAUCAACAAAGCGCUUUUAGUGUUUAUUAUGGACACCCGGUAGCAGCUAAUCAUUCCGAAAUGAGGUAUUACGAUGAGUUUACCGACAAGACGUACCUAUGCGAGAAGAAAAUACACAACCCGAUUUACAUGGACAACAGGUAUCCCCCAUACGACGAGCCCUAUAUCAAAGUCGAACCGGACGAGGAGCAAACGACCCCCAAAGGCAGAGCGUUGGGCAGAAAACGCAAAAGCGUAGAUUCCGACGACGAAAACUCCUUUAACGGCAAAUCAAAAUCGAGGAGGAAAUCUCCUCAAAGCUACGAGGAUAUCCAGAACCAGAGGAUAAUGGCCAACGUGAGAGAGAGACAAAGGACGCAGAGCUUGAACGAGGCGUUCGCGAGCUUGAGGAAAAGCAUUCCAACUUUGCCGUCGGACAAACUAUCGAAAAUCCAAACUCUGAAAUUGGCGGCCAGGUACAUCGACUUCCUCUACCACGUUCUAUCCACGUCGACACCGGAAAAUCCGGGGGAAAGUGACGUCUUGGGGAACGUGUGUUCCUAUACAGCCCACGAGAAAUUGUCGAGGGCUUUCAGUAUGUGGAGAAUGGAAGGCGACUGGAACACGCAGUUAUGAAAAUCGGUGCUGGUGGUGUAUAGAUUUGCUUAGUCGUGUACGAUGUUUCUUUUUGCUGGACAGGUGCAAUUUUUCGUGUAAGAUAUUCCUUCGAGAUUAUUGUUUAGUAUUCGGCGGCCGGGUCAUCUUUCUUCUUCGGUUCAAUUUGAAAUUAGUAAUAAAUAAAUAUAAAAACGAAAUCGAUUGAUUUUGAAUGCAAUUGGUGCUUUAUGGACCAUUCAAUCCGUUAUGAAGUUCAAUCACCAACAGAAUUAAAGCUCAAAUCGUUGUUCAGAUUGGCGCAUCAUCUCGGGACAUAAUUUCUUUAUUAAAAUGAAUAUUUUUUUAUUAAAUUUUACAAGGAACGAUUGAAUCGAAGUUAAAAUUCUCAACCACUUUUUAAUAUUUUAAGUUUUUAUGGCGAGAGAAAUGACGGGGUUUAGUAAAUUAUAUUGUUUAACCAUUUAGCUUAGUAGGAGGCAUUUUUCUUGCCUCGCCCAUUUGUGAUCUAGAUGUAUAAUACUAACCAUUUCGUAUAAUACCAUAAAAAGUGUUAAUAUGAUAUGUUGAGAACCGUCGCCCGCAGCUGUUGGGAUUUUUUUAAACUUAUAUUCUUAAGUUAAUGACGCAUUUUUUGCUCUUCGGGAGCAUCUCCAGUUUCACGGUUUUAUAUUCCAAUUAGUUACCAAAUGUCUUAGGUUUAGGUUCGCAGUGCAUAAGUGAAUCUCUAGUUAGGUGUACAUACAUACCGCAUUUUAUUCCGCAACGUAUUA
This is a messenger RNA of Cylas formicarius (sweet potato weevil), 1555 nucleotides long. RefSeq names its product twist-related protein 2-like (gene Twi). Lineage: Eukaryota; Metazoa; Arthropoda; Insecta; Coleoptera; Brentidae. The record is from RefSeq and is a predicted model, not a curated record. Gene Ontology annotation, biological process: regulation of transcription by RNA polymerase II; developmental process. Gene Ontology annotation, molecular function: DNA-binding transcription factor activity, RNA polymerase II-specific; protein dimerization activity; RNA polymerase II transcription regulatory region sequence-specific DNA binding. The transcript has a single exon. The coding region runs from base 51 to 803 and encodes 250 amino acids.